Sphenostylis stenocarpa is the source of this 672-nucleotide messenger RNA. The record is from the annotation of a GenBank genome assembly. NCBI's taxonomy places the organism in Eukaryota, Viridiplantae, Streptophyta, Magnoliopsida, Fabales, Fabaceae.
AUGGGAAGCCCACCAGUGAGCUCAAACAUAUCGUUUCCACCAGCAGACAUUGAUGGGGAACUGAAUCCUGCAUCUGGCAAUAAUGUUCAUGUUGAAGUUGACCCUGUAUCAUCAGAGGUAGCUGCCACAAAACCCUCCAAGGAACAAACUGAGGUGAAACAAGAGAAAAAGGAAGGGAAAAAGAUGGAUGCCAUACGAACACUAAAGUCAGCCAUUAUUGUUUCAGGCAUAAUUGUGGCUGUGGCAGGUGUUGCCUUUGCUGUGAACCCGCGCGCUCUCGCUCUCUCUUGUGGUCCACUUCAGGGUUGGCGCUUAGUUUCUCGGCAAUUGGCUUCUGAAUUCAAUCUGAAUAUGGACUUGUCAAAUCCUGCAGCCUUUGUCAAUGCAGAACUAUUGCACUUUUAUAUUGGAAGGAGGGUAAGGGCCCUGAUGCAGGUUGUGCGAUCUGAUGGUGGAGUUGUCAUUGGAAAAUCAACAGAUGAGAAACAGCUAGUUGUAAAAGGAUCACCCCCUGCUCCUCUUACAACUUUUGUGGAAGUUUUUGGUAUUGUAAACAGUGAUAAGUCAAUUGGUGCUGAGAUAUGGACCAAUUUUGGCGAUUCCAUUGAUAUGUUCAGCUACAACAAGCUUUGUCAGCUUGCAAAUGGAGAACUUAAACAGCUGUUCCUGUGA